AUGGCGAUGCUAAUGACGGAGCUUUUAGUCGACACAGGGAGUGGCCUAACCUGGGUCCAAUCACUACCUUGUGACUCCUGCUACAAUCAAGGUGAUUUCCCAUAUUAUGACCGUGCUGCUUCAAAGACCUUCGACCCUAUCUAUUGUCAAGAUGAAACCUGUGUCAUUGGUACAGAGACUUUUUACUUUCAAGAUUCAUCGUCGUCGUCGUCGUCGUCUUUGCUGGAGUUGGUACCCUUUGGUGUAGGAACGUCGAAUCAAAUCCCCGAAUCCUUCAAGGGAGAAUCUCCAGGAGUGGCAGGCUUCAUGCGCGGCUAUGGAACAUUACUCAAUAAGUUAGGAGUUAACAAAUUCUCUCAUUGUUUCCCUCGCGAUGAGGCUGACACCGGUAUAUUAAGUUUUGGCGAAGAAGCCAAAAUUGCAGGGGUUAAAUUGGCCUUAAAUGAGCGAUCAUUAAACUACCAGGCUUCCUUAACGAAUGUUUAUGUAUCAGGAGUACGGAUGGUUGUCAAGUAUAAAGAUGUAUUGCCUGCGAAUAUGGUGUUUGACACGGGUUCAUCUGUGUCUCAUCUAUCUCCACAGUUAUUGGACGCGGUUGUGGAAGCGGUCAAGAGUGCUUUAAGGAAGUACAAACCUCUGAAAUUGGAUGGUAACGAGCUUUGCUAUAACAUGAUCGAUUUAACUUCUGUUAAUAUGGAUGAGGUUGCCAAGGUUACUUUGGAGUUUAACUACUAUACCAGGAUUGAUCUCUUCUCUUAUCAUCUAUGGAUUCGAGAUGACCAAAUUAAUUUGGUUUGCUUAGGAUUUGUUACAACAGGUAAAGAUGUUAAUAUAUUUGGUAACAAUCUAAUGAGGGAGAUGAAUGUAGGAUAUACACUUGACGAAGAUGAUCUUGCCAUGUAUUUUAAUCAUCAACAUUGUUCCAUUUGA
This is a messenger RNA of Spinacia oleracea (spinach), 930 nucleotides long. Its product is annotated as protein ASPARTIC PROTEASE IN GUARD CELL 1-like. The coding region runs from base 1 to 930 and encodes 309 amino acids. NCBI's taxonomy places the organism in Eukaryota, Viridiplantae, Streptophyta, Magnoliopsida, Caryophyllales, Amaranthaceae. The transcript has 2 exons. Gene Ontology annotation, cellular component: extracellular region. The record is from RefSeq and is a predicted model, not a curated record.